Capsicum annuum is the source of this 3312-nucleotide messenger RNA. RefSeq names its product receptor kinase-like protein Xa21. The transcript is spliced from 2 exons. Gene Ontology annotation, molecular function: protein binding; ATP binding; protein kinase activity. Gene Ontology annotation, cellular component: plasma membrane. The coding region runs from base 19 to 3252 and encodes 1077 amino acids. The record is from RefSeq and is a predicted model, not a curated record. Lineage: Eukaryota; Viridiplantae; Streptophyta; Magnoliopsida; Solanales; Solanaceae. Gene Ontology annotation, biological process: protein phosphorylation.
UAAUCUACUUUCAUAGAGAUGGAGAAAAGCUAUAUUCUUAUCCUACUACUAUUGACAUUUCAAGAUUCUAUGGUUGCAACUUCCACAAAUGAAACAGACAUAGAAGCUUUGUUAUCUUUUAAACAUCUUAUUACAUCCAAUACUUCUUUCUUGUCCGAGAAUUGGACAACAAAUACUUCAUUUUGUUCUUGGUUUGGUGUCACAUGUAGUCCACAUAAUAACCAAACUGUCAUAGCCUUAAAUCUCCCUAACAUGAAUCUUCAAGGCAAAAUCUCACCAUCAAUAGUCAACUUAUCAUUUCUCACUAUGCUUAAUCUUAGCAACAACUUUUUUCACGGAGUUCUCCCUUAUGAACUUGGAAAUUUACCUCAUUUGGAAGUCAUUGAUGUUCACAACAAUCAGCUAGAAGGGACUGUUCAUACUUCUGUCAGUAACAUCACGAGGUUGAAGAGAUUGAGGUUCGAUGGAAAUAGUUUCAGCGGUAAAAUACCAGCUGAGAUUGGCAAUCUAACCCAACUUGUUGAGUUAGACAUGUCACAUAAUCAGCUUUCAGGUUCUAUUCCUGCAUCAGUCUUCAGCAUAUCGUCGUUACGCGUUGUGUAUCUGGUAAACAAUAGUCUUUCUGGUUCAUUCUUGGUUAAUGAAGCAAAGGGUGUGAUGAAUCUUGAAGUUAUAGACCUUAGUCGUAAUCGAAUCAUCGGUGAGAUACCUUCAAGGCUAUGUCAAUUCAGUGAGUUAAGGAGUCUUGUUCUGUCUUACAACAAUUUAACAGGUCAAAUUCCUGGAAAUAUUGGUUGUUUAACUAGGCUUGAAAGUUUUUAUGUCACUCAGAAUGCAAUAAGUGGUACAAUUCCAGUGUCAUUGACUAAUAUUUCCAGUUUGGAAUAUCUUGGUUGUGUGAACAACCAUAUAGGUGGUAGAAUUCCUCAUGAAUUAAGGAAUUUAUCGAAUUUGAAGAUGUUGGGGUUCGAUUUCAAUAAUCUAACCGGUGAAAUACCAGAAUCUGUAUUCAACAUGUCUUCUUUGGAGUACAUUGCUUUUAGUGAUAACGAUCUGUCGGGGCGAAUUCCAACUACUCUUGGUUUACAUCUUCCAAACCUUAAAGGAAUUUUCUUGCCGGAUAAUCGGCUUGAAGGUGAAAUCCCGAUGUACAUUGCAAAUGCUUCUAAGCUUAUCGAGCUGGAGCUGGCGUAUAACUUUUUCACAGGCGAAGUGCCGAGUGACUUGGGAGAUCUCCGUGAGCUCGAGUUCUUGAAUCUUGGUGGCAAUCAGCUUACGAAUGAGAGAGGACAGCAAGAGCUUGGGUUCUUGAAUUCUUUGGUGGAUUGUAAGAAGCUGCAGUUUCUGAUACUGGCUAACAAUCCCUUGAACGGCGUGUUGCCUGAUUCGGUUAGCAAUCUUUCGUCCACUAUAGAAAUGUUCAACGUAGAGAAAAGUCGAAUCAAUGGACGAAUUCCAAGAGGAGUUGGCAAUAUGAGUAGCCUGUUAUCGCUAGUCUUGAGCGGUAACCAGUUGACAGGAACCAUUCCGACAGAGAUUGGCGAGCUGAAGCAACUUCAGAGGCUUUAUCUAAGCAGAAACAAGCUACGAGGGCCAAUUCCGGAGGAAGUAUGUGACUUGGUAUAUCUAGGAGACGCGAUUCUACAUGAAAACGAGCUCUCUGGGACUAUACCGAGCUGCAUUGGAAAUCUCAGUAGGCUGCAACGGCUUUCAUUUGGCUUCAAUAAGUUCACGUCAAGCCUGCCUACAAGUCUAUGGGAUAUCAAUAGCCUGAUUUUUCUGAAUGUGACAGAAAAUUCAAUACAAGGCGAACUUCCAAUCGACAUUGGAAAAUUGAAAGCUAUUGAAGGUAUCGAUCUUUCAAGUAACCAACUCUCCGGUGUGAUACCAAGCACAUUCGGAGACCUCAUAAGCCUGCGUUAUCUUUCACUGUCAAACAACUCGUUUCGCAGUGCAAUUCCAUCAUCGCUUGGCAGUUUGUUAAGCUUGGAGUUCUUGGAUUUGUCUUCAAAUGAGUUAUCAGGUAACAUCCCAACGUCCUUAGAAAAACUCUGGUUCCUUAAAGAAAUCAAUCUCUCCUACAAUCAUUUCGAAGGUGAAAUACCUACUCGUGGUGUGUUUUCAACAUCUUUGCCUCAAUCUUUCGUUGGAAACAAAGAUUUAUGUGGAAAACCUAUAUCAGAAGUUUCUCAAUGUGCUACAAGUACUGCAGAAAAACGAUCAAAGUCUAGGAAACACGUGCUUGCAAUUGUCAUUCCUGUGGUUGUCUCAGUUUUCCUCAUAUCAGUUGUUCUGUUCCUCAAGCGAAGAUCAAGAAGAACGGAACUUCAAGACCACGAAGAGCUAACAGAAAUCACAACACACCAGUUGAUCUCAUACCGCGAACUUCAACAAGCAACGGAUAGUUUCAGUGGCUCUAACAUGAUUGGUUCAGGAGGUUCAGGUUCUGUUUACAAAGGCAUAUUAGCUAAUGGAACUACAGUCGCGAUAAAGGUACUAAAUCUGCAAAACGCAGAAGGAUGCAAGAGGUUUGAUACCGAAUGCCAAGUGAUGAGAAGCGUUAAGCACAGAAAUCUCGUCAAGGUGAUCACUACAUGUUCCAAUGAGUACACGAGAGCGAUCGUUCUCGAGUACAUGCCAAAUGGAAGCCUUGAAAAUUGGUUGUAUGGUGAGGAACAUCAAGUCUUGGACAUGUUUCAAAGAGUUAACAUAAUGCUUGAUGUGGCUAUGGCAUUGGAAUAUCUUCAUUAUGGUUAUGAUUCACCUAUAGUCCAUUGUGACAUGAAACCUGAAAAUGUCUUGUUAGAUUAUAACAUGGUGGCACAUGUUAGUGAUUUUGGCAUCUCAAAGAUUUUAGCUCACAACAAGUCCAUGGCACAAACUAACACAUUGGGCACUUUUGGCUACAUUGCACCAGAAUAUGGCUCAGAGGGAAUAGUGUCCACUAGUGGUGAUGUUUAUAGUUAUGGCAUAAUGUUAAUGGAGAUAUUGACAAGAAGAAGGCCAACAAAUGAUUUUUUCAAUGAAAACAUGAACAUGAGACAAUGGGCAAAUGAGUCAUUUCCAAGUGAUUUGAAGACAAUUAUUGAUGCAAAUAUUUUCUUUGAAGAAAAUGAAAUUUGCAUAUUUUCUAUGAUGAAUUUGGCUUUGGAAUGUACAAGAAAAAGACAAGAAGAGAGAAUAAAUAUGAAAAAUGUAGUAAAUAAACUUGGCAAAAUUAAAGAUAGUUUCUUAUUGGAUACAAAGAAGUAGGGGUUAGCAUAGUAUGGUAUAUUCUGAAUUAUCAAAUCAAAUAAAAAUUUUUGAUAUCGU